Molecule: messenger RNA, 1931 nt
Organism: Halteromyces radiatus
Lineage: Eukaryota; Fungi; Mucoromycota; Mucoromycetes; Mucorales; Cunninghamellaceae
Exons: 10
Coding region: 81-1817 (578 amino acids)
Biological process (GO): protein deubiquitination
Cellular component (GO): cytosol; nucleus
Molecular function (GO): cysteine-type endopeptidase activity; cysteine-type deubiquitinase activity
Source: RefSeq, a predicted model, not a curated record
AUUCUCUCUCCUUUCCUUAUUUUCAUAUAUCCUUACCUAGCUUUGUAUUUCAAUUCUUCUUUAUCUAAUAUAUCUGAAUAAUGUCAAGUACUUCUUUAUUCAAAUGGAUGGGCAUUGGUACAACAGCAAAACCACCAAACGAAGUAAAUCAAAAUGAAGAAGGGGAACGUUAUUUUGGUCUAGAAAAUUUUGGAAAUACAUGCUAUUGCAACUCUGUUUUACAAGCUUUAUAUUACUGCAAACCUUUUCGUGAAUGCCUGACCAACUUUCCUCAUGCUGCUCCCACUAUAUUAUCUUCAAAUAGUUAUCACAAUGGCAUCACUUCUGGUACGCCUUCUCCUUCUUCACCAGGAUAUAAAACACACCGAAUACCUACAGACUCGUCAUCACCAACCAAUAUUCGAACCAAUGUUCCAUCUUCGUAUAAUACUUCCAUGUCAACUAAGAUUGCACCUCGUAAUGGAAUACUACCUGAAAGACAAACUGGUGUCAAUUUAUCCCCUGGUAUGGAAGAUACUCUAUUUGCAGCUUUGAAAGAUCUAUUUUGGGAAAUAUCAACUCAUAGAAAGAAAACUGGUGUCGUUGCUCCUGUAAAUUUUAUUAACAAACUAAAGAAAGAAAAUGAACUUUUUCGAUCAAGUAUGCAUCAAGAUGCUCAUGAAUUCUUGAAUUAUUUAUUGAAUACCAUUGCAGAAGAUGUGGAAAAAUAUCAAAAGAAAAUCAUCGAUCAAAAUGGAAGUGGACUAGAUCAACGUUCUGAUUAUAAUGGUGGCCAAGAAAGCAUUCAUACGUCUAGUAGUGAUGGAACAGAUACAAAUACUGACUCGGAUACCUCCUCUUCAAAAUCUCCAUCGACUUGGGUACAUCAGCUAUUUGAAGGUAUCUUCUCGAAUGAAACGAAAUGUUUGACUUGUGAAACGGUGACAAGUCGCGAUGAAUCAUUUAUGGACUUAUCAAUCGAUGUUGAAAUGAACUCAUCUGUUACUUCCUGUUUACGACAAUUCUCUGCUAGUGAAACUCUUUGUCAUAAGAAUAAAUAUUUUUGUGAUGAAUGCUCUGGACUUCAAGAAGCUGAACGAAGAAUGAAAAUCAAAAAACUUCCAAAUAUACUGGCUCUUCAUUUGAAACGAUUCAAAUAUCAGGAACAACUCCAAAAAUAUGUCAAGCUUACUUAUCGAGUAGUAUUUCCUUUUGAGCUUAGACUAUUCAAUACGUGUGAUGAUACUGAAGAUGCUGAUCGAUUAUAUGAAUUGUGGGCUUGUGUUAUUCAUAUCGGAAGUGGACCUCAUCAUGGACAUUAUGUGACAAUUAUCAAAAGCAAUGGACAAUGGAUGUUAUUUGACGAUGAUGAAGUGACGAAUAUCCAAGAAGAAGAUAUCCAAAAAUACUUUAGUGACUUACCUGGUAGUGGAUCUGGAUAUGUUUUGUUUUAUCAAGCAGUGAACCUUACUAUGGAUUCAAUCCAAUUAUCGAAUGGAUUAGAUAAUAACAACAACAAUAAUAGAGAAAAUGGUAUAUAUCGCCCACAUAUCAAUGGUAAUGUAUCAUUACCCAUGGUAUCAUCUUUACCAACUUCAUUACCAUCACCUACCAUCAAUCAUUCAACACCUGUGGCGACAGAUUCAACAGAUCAUUCUUACUACCAAUCCAUAACAAAGAGAACGGAAGCAGUACCGAUACCAACAGCACGAAAUCUAGACUCUAGUUUAUCCAAUGAUAUUUUGACCAAUAACAAUACAUUACAACCAUCAACACCAACUCGAACUAGGACUUGGGGAUUAGGAAGAAAGAUCAGAGAAAAAAAAGAUAAACGUUAGAUUCAUCUUUUUUUUUUUUAGUAGUAUAUUUAUUUGUUUUUUAUUCUUUCAUCCAUUUUAAUUCAUUUUCUUCAUGUAAAUCUCAAUAAAAAACCGUCCUUAUUAUCACUAUUA